Molecule: messenger RNA, 1210 nt
Organism: Polyodon spathula (Mississippi paddlefish)
Lineage: Eukaryota; Metazoa; Chordata; Actinopteri; Acipenseriformes; Polyodontidae
Exons: 6
Coding region: 61-906 (281 amino acids)
Source: RefSeq, a predicted model, not a curated record
AUCAAACAUAUUUUAAAUAUCGAGCGUACACAACCGCUAACCUUCAGCUAAACAUUUCAUAUGUGUGUCUAUAUAUUUAGAAGAAUUUGCAGUCGCUUUUCAUUGUUUUUAAUCAUUCGCAUUGCAUUAUUUUAUUUUAUUUUUAAAAAUAUCAUUCACUUUGCCACCUCGGUUUUUCACCCGGAAUCGUUUAGGCUUGCCACCGGACUCAGCGAUGGGAAAGAUGCACGAAGGAGCUGGGAGAGUGUGGAGAGGCUGGCCUUCAAAUACAUGGAGAAAUGCAAAGUGGAAUCCAGCACAGACUCUGACUCUGACACAAGCCCUGAGGGAUGUGCAUCAAGUACAUCUGAAAGUGGAGCCGCUAAGAAGGGGCCUGUGAGCAGAUCCAGUCUUCCGUCCCUGGAUCCCUACGAUGGUUGCUCAGAGGAUUCCUCGGAUCUGUCUGACUGCAGCCUGAGGAGCCGACAGCCCGUCUCCAGCAAUCCCCCCCGCGGUGUCCCUUCCACAGAGCAGGAGUCUUUCCCCAAAGACCCAGGGAAGUGUGGAGCUGCCUGUGUGAAGCUCCACGCAGCCGGCUCUAAAGCCAGCCCUCCCGCCGACGUGCACAUGAGGUCCUCCAGCGAUUCUGAGACCACAGCAUCCAGGAGCCUGAAGAGAGAGCCGUUGUGGCAGAGGGCUGUGGAUUCAGGGAUCCUCACAGAGUCUCCUCUCUCCACUCCGGGACAGUGUGCUUACGUGAGCCGGACUCUGGCCAGGCUGCCCGAGAGCCCCACCUACAGGGCGAGGCACAGCCCCCCCGCCCUGGACACUAUGCCAAAGCGCAAGCUGGGUUUCCCGGGGCCGGACACAGCGGAGCGCGUGCACAAGAAGAAGCAGCGCGUCGUCACACUGGAGGACACAGAAUGAAGACUGGGCUGUCUGGGGGGAGACCUGCUUCGCCUGUUCUGAUCACUGAUGCACUUUUUUUUUUUUGAGGCUGUUUGUUUGUAGGUCUUGAUUGUGUAAAUAUAUAGAGUGAAUUUAAUUUUGAAUUUUGAAAGCAUAAUUUAGGAGAAAAAAACAAACCGAACAAAUUGAAGGGUAAGAUCCCAGUGGUUUUGUUUGUGGAAGACAGCUCUGAAAUUGUGAAUGUAAAUAAAUCUGCAUGUCAAAAAAAAAAAAGUAAAUUAAUUUAUCUUGUCCAAAUGCAGUUUAAUAAACAAAGCACGAA